CAUCUGUUGCUUUGCAUGCAUACUCUCUCUCCUCUCUCUCAUUUUUCUCUCUCUACAGAGUCUCCUCAUCCCUUAAAUUUCAUACAUGCCCAUGUUUUCUCUCUCUAAAACCCAGAUUUGACCAGAUAGAUAGCAAGCACUGCAAAGUUGGGUUCUUUUUUUGUUCGUGUGAAUGAUCCAUUCCUAGACUUUCUUUUGGGUUGGAAAUUUUGGAAUUUUGAUUCAUGGGUUCCGACAUUGGGUUCGUCAAUGCUUCGUGCGCCCACGAAUGGAAGAAGGGGUGGCCUCUGCGAUCUGGUGGAUUCGCCCAACUAUGCUGCAAGUGCGGAUUUAUGGAGGAAGGGAAGCGUGACAUCCUUGAUCCAUUAUCUGCCUAUGAGAAUUCAGUUUUUUGUAAUAAAUUCCACCGUCGAGAACCUGGUUGGAGGGAGUGUAACUUUUGCAACAAGCCUAUCCACUGUGGAUGCAUAGUAUCUAGAUCUUUGUUCGAGUACCUUGACUUUGGUGGUAUAGGUUGUGUUAGUUGUCUCAAUACUUCGAAACCUAGUAUGAUGAGGAAUGCUGAAAAUCGUAACAGGUCUGUUUUAUCGACAAAGAAUAAUGCAAGUGAUCGACAGUCUGCUCAUUUUGAUGGAAGACUUUUUGCUGGUGGUGUUGAUGAAGGAAAACUUAUGCAGUUGUGCAGAAUUGUUGAAGCUAGUGAAUCCAGCUGUUGGAAUCAUGCUCAAAGAGAUGGCAAAAUUACAUCUAGUGGGCAAAACAGCCGAGAAGCGAAGUGUUCAUUCAGGGAAGUCGAUACUGGUUUUUCAAAUGUGAUGAAACCAUCUGUUCAGUCUUUAACAUUUUCUACAUUAGAAAAUAAUAGAUCAACAUGGGAGAUAAAAAACAUACAGGAAUCAACUGCACAGCCAUCUUUGAGUAUGUAUCUAGGAAACCCAUCAGGGAACAGCUCUGUCCCGGCUUCUGCUGGAGAGAUUGUAGAAGGUAGACUUGAGGGCAAAGCAUCUCCUCCCUUUCUUCAAGGGCAAAGAUCUCGCCCUCUAUUGCCUAAACCGUUGAAGGUUGGGAUUACAAUGAAUGCGGAAACAGAUAAAGGCUCAGUUUCUCAAGCACGUAUUGCCCGGCCACCAGCUGAUGGGAGGGGCAAGAAUCAGUUACUUCCUCGAUACUGGCCCAGGAUUACUGAUCAAGAGCUGGAGCGAUUGUCUGGGGAUUUGAAGUCCACUGUAGUGCCAUUGUUUGAGAAGGUGUUGAGUGCUAGUGAUGCAGGUCGAAUUGGUCGUCUGGUUCUCCCAAAAGCAUGUGCUGAGGCCUAUUUUCCUCAAAUUUCACAAUCUGAAGGUCUUCCUUUGCGGGUCCAAGAUGUGAAGGGGAAUGAGUGGACAUUUCAGUUCAGAUUUUGGCCUAAUAACAACAGUAGGAUGUAUGUAUUGGAGGGUGUGACCCCUUGCAUACAGUCCAUGCAAUUAUGUGCUGGUGAUACCGUAACAUUUAGUCGGAUAGAUCCUGGGGGCAAACUUGUUAUGGGUUUCAGAAAGGCAUCAAAUUCUAUCGAUACACAGGAUGCCUCUACAUCUGCACAUUCUAAUGGCAUUUCAGUAAAGGGAACCACCUUUUCUGGUGGAACUGACAAUCUGCCAUUGGGAAGUAAUUAUGCUGAUUUUCUCCAUUCGAUGAAAGGGAAUUUGGAACCUAUGUUAAAUGGACAUGCAGAACAUCUGCAGUUGGGUACUGGAGCUGCUGGUUUGCUUAAAAUUGAAAAUUGUGAGAUGACAAACAAUCAUUCACUGCAGCAACAGAUUUCAAUUUUAGAGAAAAAAAGGACUCGCAAUAUUGGGCCAAAAAGUAAGAGAUUGCUCAUUGAUAACGAAGAUGCUAUGGAGUUGAGACUUACAUGGGAAGAAGCACAGGACUUGCUUCGUCCGCCUCCUUAUGUCAAGCCAAGCAUUGUCACAAUUGAGGACCAAGAAUUUGAAGAAUACGAUGAACCCCCAGUUUUUGGAAAGAGAACUAUAUUCAGAGCCUGUUCAUCUGGGGGGAAAGAACAAUGGGCUCAAUGUGAUGAUUGCUCCAAAUGGCGAAAGCUGCCAGUUGAUGCUCUUCUUCCUCCCAAGUGGACAUGUUCUGAAAAUGUUUGGGAUACAAGCAGGUCUUCGUGUUCUGUACCAGAGGAACUGAGCUCAAGGGAAUUUGAUAAUCUUCUGAAAACAAGUAAAGAUUUUAAGAAGCCGCGACGAAUUGUAGAAAACGGCAAGUUGUCAAUCCAAGAACACGAGCCUUCUGGCUUAGAUGCUCUUGCCAGUGCAGCAGUUUUAGGAGAAAAUCUUAUUGAUCAUUCUGAGUCAUCAGCUGGGGCCACAACCAAACAUCCUAGACACCGUCCUGGUUGUUCUUGCAUUGUGUGCAUUCAGCCCCCAAGUGGAAAGGGUAGACAUAAGCCAACAUGUACUUGCAAUGUGUGCAUGACUGUGAAGCGCAGGUUCAAAACCCUUAUGCUGAGAAAGAAGAAACGCCAAUCAGAACGUGAAGCAGAUGCUGCUGCUCAAAAAGAUGAUAUUCACCAAAGAGAUGAGACAGUUACCAAUGAUGCUUCAAGAGAUGAUGAUACAAGUCAUUUAGAGAAAGAGGGUGGACUAAACAGAGAUCAACAAGAAUUGGGUGAAUCCAGUGCUGGACAGAUAGACCUGAAUUGUGAUCCCAAUCGUGAAGACAUGCAUGUUGAUAUCACAGGACUUUGCAUGUCUAGUCAUCAUCUUGAAACAACAAACCUUCCUGUAAGAGAAUAUAUGAAUCAAAAUGGCCUAAGAAGCUUUGAUAGCGAACUGCAUUCUGGUCAGCAUUCUUCCUUGCACACUCAAUCUAAUGGAGAAGGUCAGAAGUAUUUCUCUGAUGAAAGAUCCUUUGCAUCCAUUGUCUGGAACCAGGAAAGAAGAGAUGAGGUAUACAAUCAUCCCAAUCAGAGUCAAAACAACCUUUCUUAAACAAUUUAUUUAUUUUUAUAUUUCUCCUUCUUGCACUCAUAUUAUACAGUAUAUAUAUAUAUAUAUAUAUUGCUUUCUUUUUCAAAAGGGGUGGCCAAAGAUAGGUUUU
Gastrolobium bilobum is the source of this 3090-nucleotide messenger RNA. Its product is annotated as B3 domain-containing transcription repressor VAL1. Gene Ontology annotation, molecular function: zinc ion binding; DNA binding. The record is from RefSeq and is a predicted model, not a curated record. The coding region runs from base 225 to 2981 and encodes 918 amino acids. NCBI's taxonomy places the organism in Eukaryota, Viridiplantae, Streptophyta, Magnoliopsida, Fabales, Fabaceae. The transcript is spliced from 15 exons.